AUGGACCUAAAAUCUGAAGAAAAUGACUUAGUAAAGUCUAUAGAAUCAAUUAUUAUAUUAGAAGAAAUUGACUGCACAAAAUUAGCAGAAAAAAUGCCGAAAGAUGAAGAUUUAUUAGAAAAGAAAAUUCAUAAAAUGGAACAUAUUCUUUGUAUUUUAAAAAAAAGUUGUCUUAAGGACGAAGAAUCUCAUAAUAAAGAUAAAGUGAUAAACAUAAUGAUGUUAUUAUGUAAAUUGAUGCGACCAUUAGAAGAAGAAAUACAAUAUGACGCCUUAGGUAAAUAA
Messenger RNA from Pneumocystis jirovecii RU7, 285 nucleotides. RefSeq lists its product as uncharacterized. The transcript is spliced from 2 exons. NCBI's taxonomy places the organism in Eukaryota, Fungi, Ascomycota, Pneumocystomycetes, Pneumocystales, Pneumocystaceae. The coding region runs from base 1 to 285 and encodes 94 amino acids. The record is from RefSeq and is a predicted model, not a curated record.